Molecule: messenger RNA, 2466 nt
Organism: Oncorhynchus tshawytscha (Chinook salmon)
Lineage: Eukaryota; Metazoa; Chordata; Actinopteri; Salmoniformes; Salmonidae
Product: gamma-secretase-activating protein-like
Exons: 27
Coding region: 375-2426 (683 amino acids)
Biological process (GO): positive regulation of amyloid-beta formation
Cellular component (GO): trans-Golgi network
Source: RefSeq, a predicted model, not a curated record
CGCUGUCUGACCCGAGAGGGAGGGCUCUAUGAAGAGGGCACAGCGAGCUGUGAAUAUGGUUCGGUGUGAAGUUGAGUAAAUUACUGUAUGGCUGCAGAUCUCAAGGGAAGUGAUUCCCUUUCAAAUCACACCUUCUGCUUUGUUUUCGGUGCGUAAAACACUGCUUAAACGGCUACUGGACUAGCAUCAAAACGUUAUUUACAACGAUCACGUGAUGCUGCAUUGUAUGUCAAGUUGUAACUUCAGGCUAUAGGGAUGGCGUCUUCCGGAUAGUGUGAAAUCGCGGAGGCUCUAAUUGAAGGCAUUUCUUCAUAAGUGUUUGAUGCAUAAUAGACGUGGAAAUCAGUAAAUUGUGGAGGAGGUCAACCGCACACAUGUUGCAACUAAGCGCAACUUUCGAUUUGCAGCAGGAUGUGGUGUCAAGUAUAUUUAAGAAAGAGGCGACUGUAGGAAUAAUCAAAGAAUACUCAGGGAUCGUUGACACUCGGAUCCUCAACAUUGAACGGGAUGGAGGAGUCCUCUACUCCUGGAAAGGGGUAACAGGGACCACCAGGAUCGGGAAAUAUGACCCCAAUACCAGACAGAAUAAGCUCCUCUACACAUUUGACAAGCAGGUGUGUGUCAGCAGCUGUUCUCUGAAUAAGGAGGAGACUCUGCUGGCGGUCAGUUUGGCACAGAGGACAAGAACAGAGGAGCGCCUCAGACCAGUUUCAAAAUGUCUGACCCUCCUCAUUGAGAUCCAUCCCAUUAACAACACUAAGGUCCUGAAGGCUGUCGACUGCCGGGUCAGAGUUCAGUUCCUCCAUCCAGACACAGAGAGGGACUCAGUGCUGGAGAGUCACCUGCUGCUGGUAGCAGAAGAUGGCUAUGUGGAGCAGCUCCAUGUAAUGCUGGUCAGACAAGAGGGUUACAGAGUGGUGAUGUUGAACCCAGAGUGCCUGGCCAGAGACAGGGUGGCAGAGGAGUUCAGUUGGGUCCAGUGGGACAGCCAGACACAGAGACUCUUCUACCUCACACACAGGGAAAAAGCUGUGCUGAAAUGUGUGCAAUUCUGCCAUGACCGCAACUGUGAGACCUUGUUUGAGCUUGUCCUGGAGGUGCCCUCUAACCCUUUCAGCUGUAUGAGGUUUGUUAACCUGGGCUUUGACCAUCACCAAGAGACUCAGCAUGAACGGGAGGAGAUGAGGAUGGUGGUGAUCACCAAUAACACAGAGGGGAGUAUGUGUGUGUGUUACAGCCAGCCUGCUUGUGUCAACCAGGAGAUCACAUACACCAUAGUCCUGGUGCACAGAGGCUGCAGUAAAACGUUCUCAGUGGCUCUGGAUGGCACCCCUAGUCCAUGUAGUACAGAUCUCCUCCCUCUCUUCAUCCCUAUAGGUUACUACGUGGUAGUCUACCUGUCUGGUCACUUCCUGCACUGCAUCAACACCAGGCAACAGGAGCUGCUCUGCCACAGCCUCUUCCUCUCAGGUGUUGAUGCAGAGCUGGGUGUGUUGGGAUCAGACGGUGUGGUGUUGUCUCUACCCGAGUCCUCUCUGCUGGACCUGAACACAGGCAGGAUGUACACUGUAGACCUCAACCCCUCCUUCCUAAUGGACCUACUGCACUGCAGCCACAGGAGACCUGACGCUCAACGCCUGGCUGCCCUGCACUGUCUGCUGCUCUACAUGGGACCCAACGCUGCACUAGAACUGAAGAUCAUAGAUUGGAUCUGUGACAAUGUCAUGCCGUUCGACACCUUCGAUCAAAUUCAGGAAUUUAUUCUGGCGUCACUGUACAGGAUCAUCUAUAAGAAGUGUCUCAGUCUGGAUGAAGUCCUACCCUACUCCUCUGUGUUUGAGAAGAAGAAGGUACCGGAGGCUCUAGACCAGGUCCCCGGUGUCACCUGCACCACAGAGCUCCAUGCUGAACCAGAGUUCAAAGGAAAGGCCAGGAGUCUCCAGGGUUAUUGGGAAGAGCUGCAGUGGAGCACAGAAAAGAUGAAGUACUUUGAGGCGGUUCCAAACCCACGAUACAGAGCAUCUCAGAACCUGCCAGACUGGACCAAGCUGCUCACUACCCUGAAGUCAAAGAACAAGAAGGCUUCUAACUAUCUACGUCACAUUGAGGAGAACACUAAACAAGUUCUGUUGAUGGUGGACAGCUGGAAUCUUGAUCAGAAAGUGGUUCUGUUGUUCCAGGAAGAGGAUAGCCAGCAGAGGGCGCUCAUAGGCCUGAUGGUGGACAAGCUGAGAGAGCACCUCAACAGACACCUGCCUCGUCUGGGGAAGAAGAAGAUCGACGUGCUGGUGGUGAACUAUGUGGCCAAGCUGCUGGAGCUGAUCAGACGCAUGCUGGAGUCUGUGUGGCUGAAGUACAAACUAGGCCCUUUGGUGCUGUGCUUAAAGCAGCGGGGAGUUCAGCAGAGUGGGCCGUGUUUCACGUGAUGUGUCGGAUACUGGAGGCUACAAAGACUCUGUGUCUCCC